Molecule: messenger RNA, 669 nt
Organism: Gongylonema pulchrum
Lineage: Eukaryota; Metazoa; Nematoda; Chromadorea; Rhabditida; Gongylonematidae
Source: the annotation of a GenBank genome assembly
CCUGGUGAUUAUCUGAAGUAUGGUAGCGAUGCUGAGGCUUAUGGUAGCUUAGCCAGGAAUCGACGUUCACUUUCUGCAUCAGCACUUGGGCGAGAACUUGCGCGAGGUUUUUUCUUAAUCCUUUAUUUCGACUUUUCUGAAUUUCUUUUUUUUUUGCGUGCCGCUGUUAAUUUCACUUUUUUGUUUGGCUUCGUUGUUGCAGAACAGUCCGAGCGCACCCGUAUGUACUCUGGCACCGGAACAUCGUACAUCAGCCGUGCAUCGGCAGCAGAACGCCCGAUCACGGAUACUUAUUCACGUCGCUACACGUAUCGUAGUCGUAGCGAUAUGGGCAGUCCACGUCGUUAUGCAUCGCAAACACUUCUGGACGGUACACGACCGGGUCCGUCCACUCCUCACACACGUCGUGAUGCACUGCACACAUUGCAGCGUGAGCUUGAUACACUUUCACGCUCACCAGACCGCUUAACACCGCGUGGCUAUAGCUCCGACACCGGGUACAUGAACGAUACAAUGCGCUCACGUACACGUGGAUAUUCAAAUUACGACUACGGUGAGCAUGCACUGCCAUACCAUUUGUCUCGGAACAAGCUCAGUCGUGUAUCAGUCCCAAAUCGAAACUUCCCGAGUGCCUUCGCUUCUUUUGCGAACCGCGGGAUGAUGGGUUGA